AUGCUUUCCCUGAACAUCAUCGUUCUGAAUCUUGUUACCGUGAUGCGUACCCCUGAUGUGCUCUACCUCCUUCUCAGUGGCCAAUCGUGGACGUGGAGAAAGCUUGGCGCCAACAACACGACUUCACCUUCGAAUGAUCCUUUCACCCUUUCACCCACACCUACGAUAUCGCCACUUCCAUCACCCACUGUCACUUCUCGUCUGUCAGAAGCCUCUAUGCUCCAAAAGGUCAGUCGUGAGCUUGCUCUCAACGUUGCCGCCAACAAAGAAGCUGAGGCCACAGCUAAGCAGCUCUUCGGCCAAAAAGUGGAGCAGAAAGAAGCCACUAUCGUGCGUAUGGAGGUGAAGGUCGAGGGCCUCCAAACGGAGCUCGCUCAGAAGAAGAGCGACAUCUCCAACCUAUUGACACUACUUGCGAAGAGAGCCAGCUACGUGGCCCAGAGAAAGCAGGUGAUUCGCAGCAGUGGCGUGGAGCUGCCGAAGCCACUCAAGGGUAGGGAGUUUCCAGGAUGGGAUGACUUCAAGGACCCAGCGGAGACUGUUGCUGCAUUGCAUCAGUAA
This is a messenger RNA of Fulvia fulva, 561 nucleotides long. RefSeq lists its product as uncharacterized. The transcript has a single exon. Lineage: Eukaryota; Fungi; Ascomycota; Dothideomycetes; Mycosphaerellales; Mycosphaerellaceae. The coding region runs from base 1 to 561 and encodes 186 amino acids. The record is from RefSeq and is a predicted model, not a curated record.